UCCAUUACCCCAACUGAGAUGAAGUGUCUCCUGGUAACGAUUGCCUGGGUAAUAAGUUGCUCUAGUGUAAGUGCCCUGGUGCACUAUGUAAAACUGGAGAAAGGCGAAAAGGGCUGCAAGUCGCCUAAAGGUGCCGAGAUGGCUGUGGGUGAUAUCGAGCAGGAUGAUAAGUCUUGCGGAGCUUAUACGUGCCAAAGUACGGAAGGCGAUGCUUUUGUCCACUUUUGUCAAAUACCGGCCACUUUUGCGGAGUGUGUUGAAACUGCCGUUCUGACGAAUGUGGAUUUUCCGCAAUGCUGCUGGACAUGUGCCGCCUGGACGAAAUGCGAUGGAUCUGGUGGGGAUGGUGCUGCUGGAGGAGAAAAACCGGAAGGUGGUGGCGAGGGUGAAGCCGGGGGUGGCGAGGGUGAAGCCGGAGGUGGCGAAGGGGCUGAAGCAGAAGCCCCCGCUGCAGAAGGCCGUAGAACAGGUGGUAAAUAUGUUAAAGCUCCUGAUACUACAACUACUGUUAGGGAUACUACAACGGAAAGGGUAAAAACCCGCACCAAGGGAAAGGGAGGCUCCAAGAGAAGCACUACCAAACCGGAUGAAUCUGAGUUUCCCGAAGAAAACUUAAAUAUUAAGUUUGGCGGUGGAUCCCCAAUCUCCAAGUUCGGUGAGGACAGCAUAUAAAUUCGAUUGUCCCUGGUAUUUAUUAGUUUUAAGCCUCGACAUUGCUCGAUUUCGACCAUAAAUAAAUGACAC
This is a messenger RNA of Drosophila subpulchrella, 744 nucleotides long. RefSeq lists its product as uncharacterized. Lineage: Eukaryota; Metazoa; Arthropoda; Insecta; Diptera; Drosophilidae. The record is from RefSeq and is a predicted model, not a curated record. The transcript has 3 exons. The coding region runs from base 19 to 672 and encodes 217 amino acids.